Python bivittatus (Burmese python) is the source of this 1217-nucleotide messenger RNA. RefSeq lists its product as uncharacterized. The record is from RefSeq and is a predicted model, not a curated record. NCBI's taxonomy places the organism in Eukaryota, Metazoa, Chordata, Lepidosauria, Squamata, Pythonidae. Gene Ontology annotation, cellular component: external side of plasma membrane. Gene Ontology annotation, biological process: positive regulation of T cell proliferation; B cell costimulation; tumor necrosis factor-mediated signaling pathway. Gene Ontology annotation, molecular function: signaling receptor activity.
UGUGAUGAAGAGCAGAAGCAGUUACGACGCAGCCUGUUCUCACCCAGGCCUCUGCUAGGAUUGUCCGAUUCACCAAUGUUAAUGGACCAAAGCAGGCACCCCAAUCCCAACACCACCUGCCUUCAUCCCAGCCUCUGCUACGACCGGCUGAUCAAACAAUGCUUGAGCUGCAAACGCAUGCAAAGAGUUUCCAGGAAGGAGACAACUACUAUGCUUGGAAUGACCUCCAUUACAACCCAACCAGUGCAACUUCAUCCUGGAAACCAAAAUUGUUCAGCUUUAAUAUUUGGUUUCUGUGCUUUUGUGGGGCUAGUAACCAUCAUGGCAAUGUUAUGGCUUGUAAUCCUGAAACAAAGGAAGAGGAUGAGAAAAACUGGAAAGGAGAAUUCCAAAGAAAAUGGGAACUGCACAAGUUUUCUUGCCAAUAAAGCUCAUACAAGCCAUGACUACAGACCAGGAGACUAUGACCCUGGACAGCUUCGAUGCUCACAUUUAAAUGGUGUUACAAAGACUACCCAAGAUAAUGUCUUAAAGGAGAAUAUACCCUGCAUUGUUUUCACAAGAAGUCAGGAGUUUGAAGUGAUUCCCAUGUGUCCCCAUGAUGCAAAAUGCAACUCUCCAUUUCCACUGCCUGCAACUGAACUUGGAGCAACUAUGCUGGUGACUACUAAGACAACCCAGGAGAACAUCCUCAGUGAGGAGCUGCCAUAAUAAUUGUUUUAAAAUGGCUCAGACUAGCAGAUGCUAUCUCUCAAACAUUAUCUGGCUCAUGAUUGGAGGCAGGCCAAUUCACCUUGGUGUAGAAGUUUGUUUUAUUGUAACUAUAAUUUGGAAAAUCACAAGCUUUACUUCUAAUGAAGUCAUCUCUUCAGCUUCCAAAAAGUCCAGUUAUGACUAUGGUGAAAUGAGAGGACAUAUUAGGACAUAUUACAACCAAUCCAUCAAGAUCAAAGAAUCUAGGAAAGAGUCAUGUUCAGGGGAGUAAAAUAUUCUUGCCUUAAUUUCUGCAUCCUGAAAUUCAUCCAGUAAGAUACUUGUAAGUUACUAUAUGUUCUAUAGUUAAGAAUGAAAACUUAUAAAAGAAAUAUGAAAAAAUAGAGUAAGAGCUUAAGUGAAACAAUUUUAAUCACAAAGAGACACAUUUAAGCCAUUGCAUUUUUAAAGAUGUAACAUAACAAUGUUAAUAUGAGAGCCAGUUUGGUGUAGUGGUUAAGGCA